Molecule: messenger RNA, 3102 nt
Organism: Quercus lobata
Lineage: Eukaryota; Viridiplantae; Streptophyta; Magnoliopsida; Fagales; Fagaceae
Product: protein argonaute 4A-like
Exons: 23
Coding region: 124-2871 (915 amino acids)
Molecular function (GO): protein binding; RNA binding
Source: RefSeq, a predicted model, not a curated record
CAAAAAAUAGAGGUUCUUCUAUAUAUUUGUUUCUUAGAUUACUAAUCUUGUUUCGUUCAUACCUACUAUCAAGGGCUUUCGUUUUUCUUCUUCAACUUUCAGGUUAUACAUUGGAUUCAGGAAAUGGCUUCUCCAGAAGGCAAUGAUAAGCUGGAUUCUCUGCCACCUCCUCCACCCGUGGUCCCGCCCAAUGUUAUCCCCAUCAUAGCAGAACCAGCAAAGGUCUCUGAACCAUUAAAGAAAACAUCAACUCCCAAACGCUUGCCCAUGGCCAGGCGUGAUUACGGAAAUAAAGGGCAGAGGCUGUCACUUCUAACUAACCAUUUCAAAGUUGACGUGCCCAAGAUUGCUGGUUGCUUCUACCAUUACAGUGUUGCUCUGUCUUAUGAAGAUGGACAUCCGGUUGAUGCAAAAGGUAUUGGAAGAAAAGUUAUAGACAAAGCUAAGGAGGUCUACGAUAAUGAAUUUCGAGGUAAAGAAUUUGCUUAUGAUGGAGAGAAUAGCUUGUUUACCUUCGGUCCUCUUGCACAAAAUAAACUUGAACUCCUUGUGGUGUUGGACACUCCCUCUUCAAACAGGGCCAGCAGAAGAGGUAGCCCUGGAGAUGAUGAAAGUGAUAGGAAGAGAUCUAGGCGCCCAUUUCAGUCCAAGACUUAUAAGGUGCAGAUAAGUUACGCCGCAAAAAUACCAAUGCAAGCAAUUCUGGAUGCAUUGCAUGGUCAGGAAUCAGAUAGAUUUCAAGAAGCUGUGAGAGUUCUUGACAUCAUACUAAGACAGAAUGCAGCUAAGCAGGGUUGCCUCCUAGUCCGACAGUCAUUCUUCCACGGCAAUGAAAGAAGCUUCAUAAAUUUGGAUGGUGGUGUCCUUGGAUGCCGAGGUUUCCAUUCGAGUUUCAGAGCCACAGAAGGAGGUCUAUCACUGAAUAUGGACGUAUCCACUACAAUGAUUGUACAGCCUGGGCCUGUAAUGGAUUUCCUCACCAGCAACCAAAAAUCUGAUCGUGAUCGAAUUGAUUGGAUAAAGGCUAAGAAGACGCUGAAAAAUUUGAGGAUUAGAGUUAAUAACAAUGAGUACAAAAUCACUGGAUUGAGUGAUCAAAUUUGCAAAGAUCAGAAGUUUUCAUUAAAGCAAAGAAAGGCAAAUGGUGAAACCGAAGUUGUUGAAACAACUGUGUAUGACUAUUUUGUUAAUCAUAAGCAAAUAUACUUACCCAAUUCAGCAUAUUAUCCAUGCAUCAAUGUUGGGAAACCAAAGCAACCAACCUACUUUCCUAUUGAGCUUUGCACCUUGGUUCCACUGCAACGCUAUACCAAGGCAUUGUCUGGUCAGCAAAGAGCUUCACUAGUGGAGAAAUCACGGCAAAAACCAAAAGAAAGGAUGGAUUCUUUGAGAGAUGCAUUUAUAACUAGUAGGUAUAAUGACGACCAAAUGCUUCAUUCUUCUAGAAUUUCAAUAAGUAGUGAAUUUACCCAGGUUGAAGGUCGUGUAUUGCCAGCCCCAAGGCUAACAACCGGUAACGGAGAGGAGUUCUUGCCUCGAAAUGGGAGGUGGAAUUUCAACAAUAAGAAAUUUGUAAAUCCAGUGAAGAUUGAGAAUUGGGCUGUGGUGAACUUCUCGGCACGCUGUGAUAUACUAAGGCUGGUAAGAGACCUUAGGAAGAUUGGUGAAGCGAAAGGGCUUUCCAUUAGUCAACCAAGGGGAGAAUUUCAUGAGAGUCCUCAAGAUAGAAAUGCAUCUGCACCAGUUAGAGUGGGUAGAAUGAUAGAGAUGAUCGGGUCCAAAUUAAAGCAAAAACCAGAAUUCUUUUUGUGUGUUCUUCCAGAGAGGAAGAAUUCCGAGAUUUAUGGUCCAUGGAAAAGGAGAAAUCUUGUUCUUUGUGGAAUUGUUACACAAUGCAUUGCACCUACAAGACUGAACGAUCAGUACAUAACAAAUGUGCUACUUAAAAUUAAUGCCAAGCUUGGAGGACUAAAUUCACUGCUAACAAUUGAGCGUUCUAAUUCCUUACCUUUGAUUUCUGAAAUUCCCACCCUAAUCCUGGGAAUGGAUGUGUCACAUGGUUCUCCUGGCCGGUCCGAUAUGCCAUCUGUUGCUGCAGUUGUUGGUUCCAGAGACUGGCCACAGAUUUCUCGCUAUAGAGCUUCUGUCUGUACCCAAUCACCAAAGGUUGAAAUGAUUGAUUCUCUCUUCAAGCCUGUGCAUAAAACAAAUGAAAAUGGAAUUACAAGGGUGGUGGAUGAGGGAAUUUUCAGGGAGCUGUUGAUGGACUUCUACGAAAGUUCAAAUAGGAAGCCUCAGCAGAUAAUUAUUUUCAGGGAUGGAGUGAGUGAAUCACAGUUUAAUCAAGUGUUGAACAUUGAAUUGGAUCAGAUCAUUGAGGCCUGCAAGCUCCAAGAGGAAUCGUGGCAUCCAAAGUUCACAGUAAUUGUUGCACAAAAGAAUCAUCAUACAAGGUUCUUCCAGACUAGAGGAGCUACUGAAAAUGUUCCACCUGGAACUGUCAUUGACAGCAAAGUUUGUCACCCAAGGAACAAUGAUUUUUACUUGUGUGCUCAUGCUGGGAUGAUUGGGACAAGUCGACCUACACAUUACCAUCUUCUAUAUGAUGAGAUUGGUUUUUCAGCGAAUGAUCUGCAGGAGCUAGUUCAUUCAUUAUCUUAUGUGUACCAAAGGAGCACUUCAGCCAUAUCAAUAGUUGCUCCAAUCAUGUACGCCCACUUGGCGGCCUCCCAGGUGACACAGUUUAUUAAGUUUGACGACAUAUCAGACCGUUCCUCUUCGGGUGGUGGUGUCACAUCUUCUGGUGCUGUCCCAGUGCCAGAAUUGCCCAAAUUGAAUGAUGCAGUUAAAUCAUCCAUGUUCUUUUGUUAAGGAUUUGAUUUAAGCUGUCAAUUUUGUAAUAGCUACUGAGUCACUAGAUAUAAUUUUAGGUAUUAAGCUAGCUUAGGGAAGGAUUUCACAGAAGUUUUGAAUUAGCAUUUUUUUUUUUUUUUUUAAUUUGAAAACAAUUAAACACAAUUCUUUGUUUUCAAUCUUAUAAACAGUUCAGUAGAAUUUGUAAUAGUACUGCUCCAACCAAAUAGGAUCUGAUAGUUACUUUUA